Molecule: messenger RNA, 473 nt
Organism: Magnolia sinica
Lineage: Eukaryota; Viridiplantae; Streptophyta; Magnoliopsida; Magnoliales; Magnoliaceae
Product: transcriptional corepressor LEUNIG_HOMOLOG-like
Exons: 2
Coding region: 37-426 (129 amino acids)
Source: RefSeq, a predicted model, not a curated record
AUUAAAGCAAGGGAACAACAACAGCAUCAACUACAAAUGGAGCAAUUGCAUUUCAUGCAGCAGAGACAUGCUCAAUUGCAGAGAAGGGAUGCUAAUCAUCCUCGUCUUAGUGGCCCAAUAAAUGCUAUAAUCUCUGAAGGAAUGUUGGGGCAGUCUACUGCCAGUGUCUUGGCUGCAAAAAUGUAUGAAGAAUGUAUGAAACAUCCUCACUCAAUGGAGUCUGAGUCAUCCCCACAACUUAUGGAUGCUAGGAGAAUGGCUUUACUUAAAUCAUCAACUAACCAUCCUGGCCAGUUGGUCCAAGGUAACCCAGGCAGUGUGUCCGCAGCAUUGCAACAAAUUCAGGCACGAACUCAACAGAGGACUGUAACAACUUGCACUUUAUUUCCUUGGUUUGGCAUGCUUUUCUUUUUUCUUCCCUUUUAAUCAUUUUUUCUAUGCAUGGGUUUGGCUCUGAGAUGUACAUUUUGAAA